Molecule: messenger RNA, 1325 nt
Organism: Fusarium redolens
Lineage: Eukaryota; Fungi; Ascomycota; Sordariomycetes; Hypocreales; Nectriaceae
Exons: 2
Coding region: 239-1210 (323 amino acids)
Biological process (GO): mitotic sister chromatid segregation; kinetochore assembly
Cellular component (GO): nucleus
Source: RefSeq, a predicted model, not a curated record
GCAGUGACUAACAUUAUCUGGUUAGACUUGAAGGCUUCCGAUUAGUUACAUCUGGAACGACAAUUGCCAUCAUUGUACAACUCCUUGAACGCGCGGAAGUGACUUAUCUCUUUCAUUGGCUGAUCAGCUGAAUCCGCACAUAGGUAUCUCCGUACCUACGAUUCUUAAUUCCGCUAGAGCUUUAGCAAAGUAACAACCCUUGCCCAUUUCUUGAAUCAGUUGCGUGAGCUUUACGACAAUGGACUACAGAUCGCAGCCUACGGCAGCAGAGGAGUACACAACCAUCAUUGAUCAGACAUUAAGGGAACUCCAAGAGAGAGUUCGACAUCAUGAAAAUGAGCUGGAGAAGCUUCGUUCAGAGCAGAGCCAACCCUCAGAGUCUGUGGCUGGACAGGCGCGUCUCAUCCAGGCGGCCCUCAAAGAGGUGACAGAGUCAGAUCCCUUUCUCCCCUCGCCAGGGUCGCUGUUACCGACGCUGCUGGCGUUCCGCAAGACUCACCAGACCAUUCAAGAGUCCAUAGCCUAUCUUGCUUCGCAGCGUGUGGGCCACGAACAACUGUCGCGUCAGCUUGAGGCGGAUGAAGCGCGUCUCAAGGAUCAAAAUCUCCUCAGCGAUGCUCUGACUGCGCGUAUACAGUUGCUACGCGAUGAAGUGGAUGCGGGUACUCACGUCACUCCACAAGAAGGGGCAAAAGAACUAUUGCAAGAACUCAGAACUAAGAAAAAGUCUUAUGACAGAGAGACGUCCAAACUUAUGAAAGUUCUCCUUCGGUUCAUCGAUAAUCAUCUGGCGCCAAUGCUUGCGGCAGAAGAGCUAGGGGGCCCUGUGGUUGGGGACCUUAUAGGUAUUGACGGAAACGAUUUGGCUGCCGGGUUCAAUGCGCAAGGCAAACUCAGGAAACCAAAGGACAGCGCUGAUAAAGAAGAUAAACGGCAGCGCAGAAUCGAUGAGAUUUGGGGACAGGCUACCGAUGGAGGCACGGGGCGUCAAGACGAGAUUACAGCUGCAGCUGCAGAGAUGAAGCAACUAACAGAGGAGCUGCUCAACACGCUUGCUGAAGCACAUGGCAACAACUCAGCAUCCUAUGUGCAACUGUCACGAGAAUCUGCGGCUGCACGGUUUUUGGUGAGGUCUAAGGUUGCACAAUUCCAUCCCAGAGAUGCAACAAGGCUCAGACUGGUUGAUUUCGGACGAGAUCUAGAACCCUGAGUAGUAAAAUUCUAUAAUAAAAGCUUCGAGAAUAACCCCUCAUGUCUCAUUGUUAUGUUUCUGUCAAGUCACUUAACAAGUUAAUAUUCCUAGCUUACAUAGCAUAAAAGCAACC